UGUCCAUGAUGUGACAUACUGACAUGUGAGGCGUUUGAGACGUUGUUGUGUUUGUGACUCAUACGGGUGUGGUACAUUCUCAAGAAAACAGUGAACAUUCUCUCUAUUCUUAUUUAAUUUUUAGUCUUCAUAAUUUUGAAAUUAUAUUAUCGAGUUACUAGCAGUUUACAGACAUGGAGGAGGAAAUCGCCCAGCCACCUCAAUGGAUGUUAAAUCUUGAGAACAAGCUAAAAAAACCACACCGAUUGGCGCAUGAAAUAGGUGCUGGAUCCCCUUGCAUCAAAUGUGUUGAUUCUUGUCCUGGGCUUGAUCUACAUUAUUGGAGAAAGUUAUGCCGUAACUGCAAGUGCAAGCGAGAAGAUCACGAUCUUGCAGAUGAUGCUGGCUCCUUGCAGUUUGAUAUUCUAUUAUCCAAGACAAGUAAUGCAGCUGGUAAACUUCGCCGUAAAAAGACUGUUUUGGAUUUGGAUGGGUCUUCAGAUAACAAAAGCCGGUCUGAAGUCAAACAAGGAGUCACUAUGGAUUGGGUUCCACCUGGAGUAUCUGUUGAUUUGGCAGCCGAAUACAUGAAAAAACUUCCUUCGGCUAAAGUGCCGAUUUGCGGAUCAGCUGGUGCAUUGUACCGACGUCAGCAAUUCGAGAGGCAGCUUCCCGUCCACGAUCUGGCGCCCGGCCUCUGCCAUCAGCUCACUCCACACGAAAUUGACGAGUUGAAUAAAUAUCUCUCCAAUAUCAAAACUGAUGUUGUGGGUCAAGGAAAAGUUGAGAAAUUUUCUAUUAUAACUCAUCAUCCUUCGGUAUACUCGACUCCACUGAACAAUCAAUCUGAUGAAAAUAUUGUUCAAGACUUGAAAAAGCCAUACCAGUUUGAUGUGAAGAAUGCCAACUCCAUUCCGAAGCCAUUCGUACCUUAUGCAGGCACACAAACGCCAUCCAACACCAACGCAUCUCCGGCUGGUCUGUCUUUGAAAGACCCCAUUCAUUUGAAAACACCCAGCUCGUUCCUCAACAAUAAUAAAUUCGUCAAAAAUCUGCAUUCAAAUAUCAACCGGGGGGUAGACGAUGCUCCACUUAUAGAAGGUAAAGAUAAUGCUUCGUUGUCCAACAAUAAUGACGAGUCGCGUAGUAUCGAGACAAGUAACGAAUCAGCAGGUCAGCAGCCGAACUCGGACUUCCUGCUUCCACCUUACAAGGGAACACAGGCAGCGGUCAGAUCUCCGGCCAAAUACCUGCAGCAUUCCGAAGUCCAACGCGCGGCUGAGUCGUACUGCGUUCCAAGGCCACUGCACCAGCUCAAGCCAAACCAGUUAAAUCAGUUCAACAAUCUGAAAAUUGACGAUGCGGUUUGCAGUCCGGUUGCAAUCAGCGACGGCGACAACCUGGUUCCAACGAGUGAUCUCAACAUCGAGCAACACAUCAAACUCAAUUGUCAUACUUGUCACGUGGAGAUAGUUGAGGGCGAAGUGGUUGUUUCUGCUGAAAGAGCGGGCAAUGCUGUCUAUUGGCAUCCUCAGUGUUUUGUCUGUGCCACUUGUAAGGAGCUAUUGGUCGACUUGGUCUAUUUCUAUUACAAAGACGAUGUAUACUGCGGCAGACAUUAUGCUGAAAAAGUGAGCAUGCUCAGAUGCUUUGCUUGUGAUGAGUUAAUUUUCGUGAAGGAAUACACAAUGGCUGAGGGCAAGCAAUUUCAUAUUCGACAUUUUUGCUGCUUUCAUUGUGAUACGCCUCUGGCUGGAAAAGAAUACAUUCCAAUGGAUAAUCAUCCGGUGUGCCUUGAUUGCUACAGAACAAAAUUUUCCAAGGUGUGUCAGACAUGUGAAAAUAUAAUUGAGCCUGUCGACAAAAGAGUGACAAUAAAAGAUCUGCAUUGGCACGCGGUUGAUGCCUGUUUUUGCUGUCAAUUCUGCAAGAAGCCGCUUGCCAACUCCAAAAUGGUCAUCGAUUCGAAAAAGCCGUUCUGUAAUAAACAGUGCGCUCUGUCCAAAUAGAAAUGAGAAGUUGAAUUAUGGCCUAACCUGACCAAUUCAGAAUUACAUUCAGUGAAAUUGUGAAACCAAUCUCUGCGAAAACUCAUAUGCUGAGAGGCUCCACUAUCAGAUAACCAGGUAUUAUUUGAAUCUAAAUUCAUUAAAUGAGUGUGAACAUUAUCAAAAACUACAUUAAAAGCUUGAUGAUUUGUUUUAGUUUUAUCAGAAUCUUUCUUGUUAGAAUCUCUUUGUUUCUUAAAACAGUUUCGUGAAAUGAGACCAACUAGUCCACAGUAAUGGCAUUUAAAGUUUUUAUGAGGAUUACUACUACUCUGUUGCUUGUUCUUAUAGUUAAAUUUGUUACCUUUAUUUCGUUUAUUAAAAGGAUACUUUUGAUGAACGCUUGUAGUGAAUGCACCAGCAACCUCUUCUGUAGUUGAAUUUCUGCUUUCUUCUUUGAUGAGUCGUUCGGUUGAAUAUUGAAUUGCCUGUUUGUUCUUUUUUAGUCCAUGCAGUUAAAUCAGCUCCCUCAGAUGCAGGCUUUGUACUGAUGCCACUUACAAUUUCCAGCAGUCCAUUGGCAACAAAAAUAUUUUUCAUUUGGAAUUUCCAAAGCUGGAAAUUUUCACCAUCAAAUUUAUUGAUAUUAUGAAAGUCAGCUUCAGCCAUUGUAACUUCAGAACGAAACUUAAGUUAAAGUUGUACACUUUACUUACCUCAAAAAAAAAAGCAUGAGUCAAAGUCCAAAUCAGGUAGAUAGAAUCAAAAUUAAUCAGUAGUCAAAUCAAGUAGUUCAAAGCAGGAACGGUAAUUCAGGUUAUCAAAGUUGUAUUGAAGAAGCAAAGAGUUCAUCAUAUUCAUCAGACUUUUAGUCACAAUAAAAACUCACGGUCACAGCACAGAGACGGAGUCAAUCAGAACAUAGAACCAAUAGCCGACUGGGCCUAUAACCUACAGGGUCCGGCAAAAAACCUCCCUGAUUUCAAUAGGCAUUUGCAAAAAGAAUAAGAAACAUACAGAACAAUUACUUAUAUUUGUGAAUAGCCUAUAUGAUGCCAUUUGACAUCAUUUAGUACACUUUAUUUGGUUUUGAACAUUAUGUCCGAUAAAUGAUGUCACCCAUUGUUAAGACAUUCAUGAAGUCUUUCCCUGAAGUUGUCUAUAGUUCUUCCUGUAACUUCCCUUGGAAUGGCUGCCACUUCCUGCCUAAUGGCAUGUUUUAGUUAUUACAGAGUUCUGGGGCGAUGUUUGUACACUUCAGCCUUUAGGUAGCCCCACAGAAAGAAAUCACAAGGUGACCUUGGAGGCCAGGAAAUGUCUCCUCUUGAAGAAACAAGACGUCCAGGGAACAACUCUCUUAACAUUUCCAUGGACCGCCGAGCUGUGUGAGCUGUGGCUCCGUCCUGUUGGAACCAAACUUCUUCUUCCUCAUGGUCUAAAACAAACUGGUUGAUCUUGGGUCAGAAAAAUGUCUCUAUCAUGUGACAAUAGUGAUCAGCAUUGACCGUUACUGUUUGUCCUUCUUC
Molecule: messenger RNA, 3493 nt
Organism: Nilaparvata lugens (brown planthopper)
Lineage: Eukaryota; Metazoa; Arthropoda; Insecta; Hemiptera; Delphacidae
Gene: Tes
Product: testin
Exons: 12
Coding region: 174-1988 (604 amino acids)
Molecular function (GO): zinc ion binding
Source: RefSeq, a predicted model, not a curated record